AUGACAGAACUGAAGUCGUUGGGUAGCAAAACAAUAAAGAAGUUGGAAUCCAAGAAAACGUCUCCUACCACCAAUAAUCAACCUUCAAAGAAGCAGAAGAGGAAGGGAGAAAACCCCAUUCGAAUAAUACCUGCACCAGACCAGUCUCCCAAUUUUGUGAGUUCAAACUCUUGGAUAUGUAAAAAUGCUGCCUGCAGAGCUGUCUUAUCCAUUGAUGACUCAUUCUGCAAGAGGUGUUCUUGCUGCAUCUGUCAUUCCUUUGCUAAUGAGGAUUCUUGUGGGCUCUCAUGUCACAUUGAGUGCGCCUUUCAGCAUGAAAAGGUUGGUGUUGUUGAUCACGGACAACUCAUGCAGCUAGACGGCAGUUAUUGCUGCGCUUCUUGUGGUAAAGUAUCAGGGAUUAUCGAAUCCUGGAAGAAACAGCUCACUAUUGCAAAAGAUGCCCGUCGUGUUGAUCUGCUGUGCUAUAGGAUAUACCUAUGUUAUAGACUUCUUGAUGGAACUUCAAGAUUCAAAGAGUUGCAUGAACCCAUAAAAGAAGCCAAAGCCAAACUAGAAACCGAGGUUGGUCCGUUAGAUGGCGUUUCUGCAAAGAUGGCACGAGGCAUCGUCAGCAGACUCCCCAUUGCUGCUGAUGUGCAUAAACUAUGCACUCUUGCAACUGAAAGAGCAGACGAAUGGCUGGGUUCAGCUUCUAAUGUCAAUUCUAGCUGCAGAGAGGGCUCACUGCCCGCUGCCUGCAGGUUUUUCUUCGAAGAAGUGACAGCAUCAUCCGUCAUAAUUAUCCUGAUCGAAAUGUCUGCAUCAUCAUCCGACGAUAUAAAGGGCUACAAACUCUGGUAUACCAAGAGCAGAGAAGAGACUCCUCCAAAGGAACCUAUUUCCGUGUUCCCCAAGACUCAGAGGAGGAUUCUGAUAUCAAAUCUGCAGCCCUGCACAGAGUACACCUUCCGAAUCGUGUCAUACACAGAAUCUGGCGACUUGGGUCACUCAGAAGCCAAGUGUUUCACCAAGAGCGUAGAGAUUUUCCGCAAGCUUCCCAGCUCUUCUUCAGCUGCAGCAAAUGGUGGUACGAAAGACGCCACUACAGAAGGCAGCAGUGACCUCUCCGGAUUCAGGGUUCGAGAACUCGGGAAGAUCAUCCGCAUGGCGUGGGCUCAGGAGCGAGCCUGCUCCGAUGGCUAUUGCUGUGAUGCUGCCGAUUCGGCAAAACCAGAGUCCACUCAGCAUCAAAGGGCCAACGAGGAGGUCCAUGACUGCGACAGCACUCUCAUCAACGGCUCGCCAUUUCGCCCGUCCAGGGGCUCCGGUUCGUUGGACGAGAACUUCGAGUCGUGUGUGAAAAUAAUCCGGUGGCUCGAAUGUGGUGGGCAUAUUGAUCAGGAGUUCCGCCUGAAGUUGCUCACUUGGUUUAGCUUGAGGUCCACGGAACAGGAACGGAGGGUUGUUCAUACUUUCAUCCGGACUAUGAUCGACGACCCGAGUAGCCUAGCAGAACAACUGAUCGACUCGUUCUCAGAUAUCGUAUCGAACAAGAGGCCGCGGAAUGGCUUCUGCAGUAAGUUAUGGCAUUGA
Messenger RNA from Linum tenue, 1575 nucleotides. Lineage: Eukaryota; Viridiplantae; Streptophyta; Magnoliopsida; Malpighiales; Linaceae. The record is from the annotation of a GenBank genome assembly.